Messenger RNA from Chanos chanos (milkfish), 3268 nucleotides. RefSeq names its product heat shock protein 4a (gene hspa4a). The record is from RefSeq and is a predicted model, not a curated record. The transcript is spliced from 19 exons. Gene Ontology annotation, biological process: protein folding. Bases 186 to 2720 code for a protein of 844 amino acids. Lineage: Eukaryota; Metazoa; Chordata; Actinopteri; Gonorynchiformes; Chanidae. Gene Ontology annotation, cellular component: cytosol; nucleus. Gene Ontology annotation, molecular function: ATP binding; ATP-dependent protein folding chaperone.
UGUAGUGUUGUGGAUUAUGCUUUCGAGUUGAGCGUCCGAUUCAUCCUCAGAUUUUUUUAUACUGUCCAUUGAGCGUUUAAAGUGUUGCAGAUAUUCUUCUUUGUUUUCGACGACACUUCAGAAUACUAUUACGUAGAUAUUGUAGCCUGGUUUACUCACAACUUGGCUAAAAUUUUACCGUAAAGAUGUCAGUGGUGGGAUUCGAUCUAGGCUUUCAAAGCUGUUAUGUUGCGGUAGCCCGAGCCGGAGGAAUCGAGACUGUUGCAAACGAAUACAGCGACCGGUGUACACCGUCAUUUGUCUCCUUCGGCCCACGGAAUCGUUCAAUAGGAGCAGCAGCCAAGAGUCAGGUUGUCACAAACUGUAAAAACACUGUGCAAGGCUUCAAGAGGUUUCAUGGGAGGGCGUUCUCAGAUCCCUAUGUGCAGUCAACCAAGUCCAGCCUGGUCUAUGACCUCGCCCAGAUGCCCACGGGCUCCACCGGCAUCAAGGUCAUGUAUAUGGAAGAGGAGAAGGUUUUCAGUAUUGAGCAGGUCACUGCCAUGCUGCUGACCAAACUGAAAGAGACAGCUGAGAGCGCACUUAAAAAACAAGUUGCCGACUGCGUCAUUUCUGUCCCAAGUUUCUUCUCGGAUGCGGAGAGACGAUCAGUCAUGGAUGCAGCACAGAUUGCUGGUCUGAACUGUCUACGGCUGAUGAAUGACACCACGGCAGUUGCUCUUGCCUACGGAAUCUAUAAGCAGGACCUCCCCGCGCCUGAGGAGAAACCCAGGACCGUGGUUUUCGUGGAUCUGGGUCACUCCGGGUACCAGGUCUCCGUGUGCGCCUUCAACAAGGGGAAACUGAAGGUCCUUGCGUCUGCGUUUGACCCCGAGCUGGGUGGCAAAGACUUUGACGAGAUCCUUGUGCAGCACUUCUGCAACGAGUUUGCUCAGAAAUACAAGCUGGACGUUCGCUCCAAACCCAGGGCUCUGGUGCGUCUCUACCAGGAGUGUGAGAAGCUGAAGAAGCUGAUGAGUGCCAACUCCUCUGACCUGCCCCUCAACAUCGAAUGCUUCAUGAAUGAAAUCGACGUCAGUGGAAAACUCAACAGGGGCCAAUUUGAGGAGAUGUGUGCAGGGCUGCUGGCCAAAGUGGAAGGCCCCCUUCGGAGUAUACUGGAGCAAGCCAAGCUGAAGAAGGAAGACAUCUAUGCGGUUGAGAUCGUAGGUGGCGCUUCCAGAAUGCCUGCCGUGAAGGAGCGGGUCAGCAAGUUCUUUGGGAAGGAGCUGAGCACGACGCUGAACGCUGACGAGGCCGUGGCCAGAGGAUGUGCUCUCCAGUGUGCUAUCCUGUCCCCUGCCUUUAAAGUGCGAGAGUUUUCCAUCACAGACGUGGUUCCCUACCCCAUUUCGCUCAAAUGGGGCUCAAACGCCGCAGAGGAGGGGGGCCUGAGCGACUGUGAGGUGUUCCCCAAGAACCACGCAGCACCCUUCUCUAAGGUCCUGACCUUCUAUCGCAAGGAGCCCUUCACCCUGGAGGCGUAUUACAACACGCCGAAAGAGCUGCCCUAUCCCGACCCCACAAUAGGUCAGUUCUUGAUCCAGAAAGUGGUGCCCCAAGCGUCGGGAGAGAGCUCGAAAGUGAAGGUGAAGGUGCGAGUGAACGUGCACGGUGUCUUCAGCGUUUCCAGCGCCUCCCUGGUGGAGGUGAUCAAACCAGCCGAGGGGGAGGAGCCCAUGGAGACAGACAACCCCGGCAAAGAGGAGGAGACCAAAAUGCAAGUGGACCAAGAGGACCAGAAAGCUCAAGGUGACGCCCAGACCAACAGCACUGACAAAAAGUCAGACACAGAGGAUAUGGAGACGACAGCAGAGGAGAACAAACAGGAGAAGAAGAACGAUCAACCUCCCCAGGCUAAGAAAGCCAAAGUGAAGACAAAAACCAUCGACCUCCCCAUCGAGAACAGCCUACACUGGCAGCUGGCCAACGACAUGCUCAAUCUGUUUGUGGAGAAUGAGGGGAAGAUGAUCAUGCAGGACAAGCUGGAGAAAGAGAGGAACGAUGCUAAGAACUGCGUGGAGGAGUAUGUGUACGAAAUGAGAGACAAAUUACACGGUUCUCUGGAGAAGUUCGUCAGUGAGGCGGAUAGAGAUACUUUCUCCUUAAAACUUGAGGACACAGAAAACUGGCUGUAUGAAGAUGGAGAGGACCAACAGAAGCAAGUGUACAUUGAUAAACUAGCUGAGUUAAAGAAACUGGGGCAGCCGAUCCAGGAUCGGUACGUCGAAGCAGAAGAGAGGCCAAAGGCAUUUGAGGAGCUUGGCAAACAGAUCCAGCAGUACAUGAAAAUCAUAGAGGCUUAUAAAACAAAGGACGAGCAGUAUGACCACUUGGAUGAGGCGGAGGUGACGAAAGUGGACAAACUGGUGAGCGAGGCCAUGGUCUGGAUGAACAGCAAAAUGAACCAGCAGAGCAAACAGAACCUCAAUGAAGAUCCUGUAGUUAAAGUCAGCGAGAUUCAGGCCAAAACAAAGGAGCUUUAUUCCACUUGCAAUCCAGUUGUGACAAAACCCAAGCCCAAAGUGGAGCUCCCCAAGGAGGAGAAGGCGGCGGAACAGAACGGGCCCGUAAACGGACAGGAGGGCACAGAGGCACAGCCCAGCAGCCCAGAGAAAGGCAGCACGGGUCAGCCCGCCCCAGAGCCACAGGCCAAGCUGCCUGAAAUGGACAUUGACUAAGUUAAUGUUGCCACUGGGCCUCUUUCUGUGUUCAACCUCACCCCAGACCCCCAGCCCAACACCACCAUACAACACAUGUCUCUCCCUCUCCGUCUCUCUCUCUCUCUCCCUCUCUCUGCCUCCUUCCCUGGCUCGCCCCCCUCCCUCCGUUCUCCCUCUGAGGGAAAAGCCUCUGAGCUACGAUAACAGCAAGCGCAUCUCGGAAGUACUCCCCUGACGACGACGCCUGACUAUCCCAUAAAUAUUCGCCAUCCUGUGCCGUUUGUGGCAUGGUUUUUUUGUUUGUUUGUUUGUUUUCUUUUCUUUUAUUAUUAUUUCCAUUAUUGCUGUUGGGGGAAAUAAAUAAAUAAAUAAAUAUGUGUCACGCACAUCAGCAAGGCUGUUUUCACAAUAAAGAUAAACAUGUUGUAGGUGCUUGUUGGAAACUGUUCAAUUUGUACUUUUUAAGCAUUUACAGGUUUCUUUUGCUACUUUUUUGGAGGAGGGGGCUUGAGGAAUAUUUUUGAAGGGGGGGGGGGGGGGGGGUGGUACGAGGGACAAAGUUACCA